Capsaspora owczarzaki ATCC 30864 is the source of this 1609-nucleotide messenger RNA. RefSeq lists its product as hypothetical. Bases 1 to 1548 code for a protein of 515 amino acids. Gene Ontology annotation, cellular component: nucleus; perinuclear region of cytoplasm; cytosol. The transcript is spliced from 13 exons. Gene Ontology annotation, biological process: nucleocytoplasmic transport; activation of GTPase activity. Lineage: Eukaryota; Filasterea; Ministeriida; Capsasporidae. Gene Ontology annotation, molecular function: small GTPase binding; GTPase activator activity. The record is from RefSeq and is a predicted model, not a curated record.
AUGAUUACAUUUCAUGGUUUGCGCGGGCUGUGUAAAAAAGUCAAGACUGCGCCUGGAAAGGUCCUGCUGUCUCGAUCGCAGAUUGGCGAUGCAGAAGCACAGGCGGUUGCCAAAGCUCUCAAAUUCACAGCGACAACGACUUAUGUCGAUCUGAGUGAGAAUCACAUAAGCUGUGCAGGUGCACUGGCGAUUGUGGAAGCACUUAAAAUGAACACGAGACUGAAAUUUCUCGAUCUGAGUGAUAAUCGGAUUGGCGAUGCUGGAGCGCAGGCGAUUGCUGAAGCACUCACAGUGAACAAGACGUUGAGUGGCAUCCAUCUGAGCAACGAUCAGAUUAGCAAUGCAGGCGCGACCGCACUCGCCGAAGCACUCAAAGUGAACGAGACGCUGACCAACCUCCAUCUGGUGAAGAAUCACAUUGGCGAUGCUGGAGCGCAGGCGCUUGGUGAGGCACUCGAAGUGAACACGACGCUGACUUGGCUCAAGUUGGACCAGAAUCAGAUUGGCGAUGCUGGAGCGCAGGCCAUUGCUGAGGUGGUCCAAGUGAACAGGACGGUGGCUGGGCUCGAUUUGAAUCAAAACCAGAUCGGCGAUGCCGGUGUGCAGGCGAUUGCUGAGGCACUCAAAGUGAACACGACGUUGAAAGAGCUCCUUCUGAGCGACAAUCAGAUUGGCAAUGCAGGCGCGACCGCACUUGCCGAAGCACUCAAAGUGAACACAGCGAUGAGGAAGUUUGCUCUGUUGAAUAAUCAGAUUGGCGAUGCUGGAGCGCAGGCGCUUGCUGAAGCACUCAAGGUGAACAAGACGCUGACUGAACUCUGGUUGAACUUUAAUCAGAUUGGCGAUGUUGGAGCGCAGGCGAUUGCUGAGGCACUCAGAGUGAACAAAACGUUGACUCAGCUCGUUCUGUUUUCUAAUUGCAUUGGCAAGCUUGGUUCUCAAGCGAUCGAUGCGGCAUGCGCAGGCAACCGCAGAUGUCUGGUUGGCCUCAACACCCAGAUCAGCCCUUUUGCGUUCUCUUUAUUUCCACGAUUGGCGAGUGGUGAAGACAGUCAAGCCGUGUUCCGCAUGCUGACUGGCGGGUUAGAGAAUCAGCCCGCAUCUCUUCCAGCACUACCAACCGAAAUUGCCGAACUCAUUAUGGACGAGGCGCGUUAUUGGCAAGGCGCGCAGCACACCAAACGGAACCGUUUUCAUGUCGAUACCUCCGACGGCGUUCUGACAGUCACUGUGCCUCGGAGUAUGGAUGGAAAUUCGAUCCGUGUGAAAGCAAUUCAAGUGCUUCGUGACUGGACAUCUAGUUUCUACAACUCCGACGACUGUGCUUUCGGUUUGACUGUCCGAGAUGAACAAGGUGAUGUUCAGUACGAGUGUGCUGUGCACCCGACUCUCGUCGAGUCGAACCUUGCGCGUGCGACAAUCUGGCCAACGAGCCAUCCUAUCCUCCGACAAAUGCGCGAGGGUUGGCAAGUUCAAAUUCGAUUCACCAGGGACAAUUUGCAAAUCCAAUGGCUAUGUGUCGAGUAUGUCGACCUAGAUCUACAGUGAUCACAAAGCGCCUCAAAGCGCGCCCUACUGUCGACCAAUACAUUUAAAGUUUUCUCAGCAA